Messenger RNA from Neospora caninum, 729 nucleotides. RefSeq lists its product as hypothetical. The transcript is spliced from 3 exons. Lineage: Eukaryota; Apicomplexa; Conoidasida; Eucoccidiorida; Sarcocystidae. The record is from RefSeq and is a predicted model, not a curated record. Bases 1 to 729 code for a protein of 242 amino acids.
AUGGAUCCUAAAGUGGAGAGUCAAACAAAUGUGCCAUCUGGCGCAGAGGCAGAGCAGCCCAAGGCAGGAGAGGCACAAGCAACUGUGGAGAACGGUAAUACUUCAGCUCCGGAUGCUCAGGUGAAGUCCCAAGCGUCCUCCGAAGAUGUGGUAGCGCAGUCGUCAGAAGACUUCAGCGGAAAGCUUCAGGCCAACUCAGGCAUUGUGAGCUUCGGAGACUCUGCUGCUGGAAGUGGUGCGUUCAACAGUAUGGACGUGCAGAACUUUCUCCAGCGUUACGCAACGAGCAAGAUGUUUGGAGUUCCGCCGCAUUUCUUCCAAAGCAGAGAAAGCCUCCGAGUCUGGGGAGCUGACCACCUCACCGAUCCCAUGGUGCAGCCUUACGAGAAAGACGAUCAGAACCUACCCAAUCCCUUUCAUGUUUCGCUACCUGGGUACUCUCCGUCUCUCUGCAAGUACGUUCUGACCAAGGGCGAGAAGCCUCCCCGCGAUCCCCUCCUCGGACCUGAGAUUACCAUUUACCCGCCUACGUGGAUUCCGCACUGGGAACCCGAUCCCAAUUUCAAGCCACAGGCUUACAAUUUCAACUGGGAGGAGAACGGCACAUUUCAGAUGGAACGGUUGCCGUACGCGAAAGCGGUCUUCGAUCCAGCAGACGGCUCAGCACACGGCAUGUACAAGCAAGCCUACCCUUACACAGCGUAUCCAUACGGUGUUCCGCGCGUCUAG